Messenger RNA from Zootoca vivipara (common lizard), 1925 nucleotides. RefSeq names its product copine 7 (gene CPNE7). Gene Ontology annotation, biological process: cellular response to calcium ion. Gene Ontology annotation, molecular function: calcium-dependent phospholipid binding. The record is from RefSeq and is a predicted model, not a curated record. Gene Ontology annotation, cellular component: plasma membrane. Lineage: Eukaryota; Metazoa; Chordata; Lepidosauria; Squamata; Lacertidae.
AUGAACGAGUUACUGGACCCAACUUCCCAGGCCAACCUGGGCGUUGUCUCUGCCACCUGCGUCUCCAAGGUGGAGCUGCGGGUCAGCUGCAAGCACCUGCUUGACCGUGACACGCUCAACAAGUCGGAUCCCUGCGUGGUGCUCCUCAUGCAGUCCCAAGGGCAGUGGAUGGAGGUGGACCGAUCAGAGGUCAUCAGAAGCAACCUGAACCCCAUCUUUGCCAAAGUCUUCAUGGUUGACUAUUACUUUGAGGAGGUGCAGAAACUGCGGUUUGAGGUGUAUGACAUUCAUGGCCACAGCAGCAUUGGGACCCACGAUGACGACUUCUUGGGUGGCAUGGAAUGCACAGUGGGCCAGAUUGUGGCCCAGAAGCGGGUGACCAAGCCUCUGUUCCUGAAGUACGGGAAGUAUGCGGGCAAGUCCACCAUUACGGUGACGUCAGAAGAGAUUUCUGGGGACAAUGGUUUUGUGGAACUAUUCUUUCGAGCGAAGAAGCUGGAUGACAAGGAUCUCUUCAGCAAAUCAGAUCCCUUUCUGGAGAUCUACCGGAUCAAUGAUGAUGGGAGUGAGCAGCUGGUUCACCGCACAGAGUUUGUCAAGAACAACCUGAGUCCCGUGUGGGAGCCAUUUAAAGUCUCACUGAACUCUCUGUGCAGCUGUGAGGAGAAGCGGAAGCUGAGGUGCGUCGUAUUUGACUAUGACUCCCGGGGCAAACACGACUUCAUCGGAGAAUUUUACACCACCUUUGAGGAGAUGCAGAAAGCAAUGGGGGGCAACAAGAUCCAGUGGGAUUGUAUGAAUCCGAAGUACAAGCUGAAGAAGCGAAACUACAAGAACUCGGGUGUGGUCAUUCUCUUAGACUUGAAGAUUCACAGGGUCUACUCCUUCCUGGAUUUCAUCAUGGGUGGUUGCCAGAUCCAUUUCACGGUGGCCAUUGACUUCACAGCUUCCAACGGAGACCCCCGAAACAGCUGCUCCCUCCACUACAUCAACCCCUACCAGCCCAAUGAAUACCUGAAGGCAUUGGUAGCCGUGGGGGAGAUUUGCCAAGACUAUGACAGUGAUAAGAAAUUCUCCGCCUUAGGCUUUGGAGCCAGAAUCCCACCCAAUUACGAAAUCUCCCAUGAUUUUGCCAUUAACUUCAACCCAAACGAUGAUGAGUGUGAAGGAAUCCAAGGCGUGGUGGAGUCCUAUCAAAGCUGCUUGCCCAAGAUACAGCUCUACGGGCCAACUAAUGUGGCGCCAAUCAUUUCCAAGGUAGCCAGAGUCGCAGCAGACGAGGAGAAAACAAAGGAAGCUUCCCAAUAUUUCAUCCUGCUGAUCCUGACGGAUGGGGUCGUGAGUGACAUGGGAGACACACGGGAGGCCAUCGUCCGAGCCUCCUACCUGCCCAUGUCCAUCAUCAUCGUAGGCGUGGGCAAUGCUGAUUUCACUGACAUGCAGGUCUUGGAUGGGGAUGAUGGCAUCCUGCGCUCCCCGAAAGGCGAGCCCGUCCUGCGUGACAUUGUGCAGUUUGUCCCCUUCCGAGAGUUCAAGAAUGCCUCCCCGACUGCCCUGGCCAAAUGUGUAUUGGCAGAGGUGCCCAAGCAGGUUGUGGAAUAUUACAGCUACAAGGCCUUACCUCCCCGAUGCCCCAAAGGCAGCACCCCUGACCCGACUCUGAACUCACCUUCACCCCAGUGACAAGGGCCCCCACCCCUUUGGGCCUCAGCCACAUUGUCUGUCUUCCCUCCAUCUGCCAGUUCCUUUCCCCAGUGAAGUAGAAGAGAGAGAAAAGGGAGCCCAAACCAGUGCCAGGGGGGGAUAUAAGGUUCCCGGGUCUGCAAGAAACUUUAGCCACCAAAAAGGGAGAGGAGAAGGCCAGCCUGCCACCACCACCACCACAUCCCUCACAUGUCCUUCUCCCAGUGGCACUAUAAAAGAUC